Molecule: messenger RNA, 998 nt
Organism: Aedes albopictus (Asian tiger mosquito)
Lineage: Eukaryota; Metazoa; Arthropoda; Insecta; Diptera; Culicidae
Product: ankyrin repeat domain-containing protein 29-like
Exons: 3
Coding region: 428-769 (113 amino acids)
Biological process (GO): protein localization to ciliary inversin compartment
Cellular component (GO): ciliary inversin compartment
Molecular function (GO): protein binding
Source: RefSeq, a predicted model, not a curated record
CACUUUCAUCGUAACCAACCACCGUCAGACUACGACGCCGCACCUCACGGCGGGUAUCCAUCUCAAAUAUAGUCCGUGUUUUGUGUGCACUUCUUGAAUUAUUCACAGUGUUUAAUGGGUGCACUGCUCUCGUUUACGUCAUAUUUUCAAUUUCGACGCCGCCGUUCGUUGGUUGGUAGGCCGCGUGUACCGAGCAGCACCCCUGCUGCUUCUGCUGCUCUUCAACUUGUUUGACAAGCCGGGGGAUGAAUUUUGUUACGUAAUUUAAUUUAAAAGUACUCAGCUCGAACUGAAGAUUUCCACUCGGCGGGCCCCGAAAAACGUCGCCAAAUAGAGACCGACCGUAUUCUGACGACGACGACGAAAUGUAUACAGGGAGAAAGUGUUGCUGUAUUGCUCUUGAAGACGGUCGAAAUUUUAAUUUUUCAUGUUUUCUCGUUCUUUUUCCUUGCAGGACUACACAACGCCACUGAUUUUGGCUGCUGCAGGAGGGCACACGGCCUGCGUCAUAGAACUGCUGGAGCAAGGAGCGGACCCCAACGCAAGACGAGUUACUGGAACAACAGCGCUCUUCUUUGCCGCCCAGGGCGGCUAUGUGGACGUCGCUAGGAUACUCCUGAAAUCCGGAGCACCUGUGGACUGCUGCUCGGUUGACGGCGGGACGCCACUGUUCGUCGCCUGUCAGGGCGGUCACGAGAGCAUGGUUAGCGAGCUGCUCAGCUACGGGGCCAACGUUCAUGCCUGCAUGAAGGUGAGUAUUUUAAAUUAGUUUUUAUUAUUUCACUGAUUUAUUAAUACACGCUAGUUUGGGAUUGUGUUUUACGGGAUAAAUGGAAACGAAAUAUCCUGUCAGUGAUUUGGGAUUUUUCAGAAUCAGGAGGCAAUUUUAGAGCAUUGUGAGAAUUGAGAAAAUGCCGCAAAAGUCCAUCUCCCUGAACUCUGUGACUCAAUUCUUCAAAACAGUGAGAGUGUGAAAUGAAUUUAAAAAAAUCAAUUGA